Cottoperca gobio is the source of this 5318-nucleotide messenger RNA. RefSeq names its product myosin phosphatase Rho-interacting protein-like. NCBI's taxonomy places the organism in Eukaryota, Metazoa, Chordata, Actinopteri, Perciformes, Bovichtidae. Gene Ontology annotation, molecular function: actin filament binding. The coding region runs from base 15 to 4955 and encodes 1646 amino acids. The record is from RefSeq and is a predicted model, not a curated record. The transcript has 22 exons. Gene Ontology annotation, cellular component: actin cytoskeleton.
CAACAGUCUGACAGAUGUUCGUUCGGGAUCAACCGCUUCAUUCAAAGCCGAGCGUCGGUCGAGGGAGAGCGGGUUGUCUGGAUUACUCUCCGGCAGAGGACCGAAACAUGUCGGGGGAAAAGGCGACGUGUCCCUGUAAUAAAUUUCAAGCCAACAUUUUUAAUAAAAGUAAAUGUCAAAACUGCUUCAAGUCCCGCGAGCUGCAUCUGUUGAACGACCAUGACAUGGAGCAGGCAAAACCCAUCUAUGGAGGCUGGCUGUGUUUGGCUCCUGAGGGGACGGACUUUGCAAACCCGAUGCAGAGGUCGAGGAAAUGGCAGCGGCGCUUCUUUAUCCUGUAUGAAGACGGCAGCCUGAGCUUCGCCCUCGAUGAACUGCCGAGCACUUUGCCCCAGGGGACGGUGAACGUGAAUGUGUGUACAGAGCUCACUGACGCAGAGCCCAGGACGGGACAGAGAAACGCACUCUGCGUCGUCACGCCGCUGCAGGAGAUAUUCAUCCGUGGUGACAAUAAAGAGAUUAUUAAUGGGUGGAGUGAACAGCUCGCCGUCUAUCUACGCACUAACAAGCAGAAUCAGAAGAAGAAACGUAAAGUGGAGCCUGUUGCCACCCAGGAACCCAGUCCAGCAAAGAUGGCUGCAACUGAUCCAAGUUGUCCGUCCUCAGAGAACGCUGCAGAGUCCGGCUGCGGUCGGUGGCAGGAAGACCAGCAGCAGGGCGGGGGACCGGAUGAAACCCCCAUGUGGACUGUCCCACACUCCGAUCCCCCAGGCCCGGAGAAGACCCCUGAAGGCAACACGUGUAGCUACCUGUGCCCACUCUCCCUGGACUUGGUGAGCAGUGGAAACACUGAGCCUGGCAGCAACAACCAGCUGGCUGAGUCAAACAUCCAAACAUCAGCAAACAACAACAAGAGCCAUGACAAAAGCCAUGGCAGUCCAACAGAGAGGCUGCUGGGAUUGGAGGCCACCGAGAAAGAAGAAGGGGGGACGGCUGUUUCCAGGACGGGCAGGAGUGAAGUUCGCACCAACAAGCGAGAGAAGCUCCAGUCAUGUGGAGACUCCCCCCAGCUCUCCGCACCCCCCCCCCAGAGAAGAGCCAAGUCUCUGGACCGCAGGACGUCUGACGCCAUCAUGACCCCAGAUUUAUUAAACUUCAAAAAAGGCUGGUUGGUCAAAUUGGAUGAAAACGAGCAGUGGAAGAAAUCCUGGUUUGUGCUGUCGGCCGACAGUCUGAGGUUCCACACGGACUCUCUAGCUGAGGAGGCUUCACAUCUCGAAGGAGAGAUCGACCUGACAAAGUGUUUUAAUGUGUCCGAGUGUCAGGUGCAGAGGAACUACGGCUUUCAGAUCCACACCCCAAAGGGCGUCUUCACGCUGUCGGCCAUGACGUCGGGGAUACGCAGGAACUGGAUCCAGGCUCUGAUGAAAAACGUCCGUCCAGCCAGCGCUCCUGAUGUAGCAAAUCUACCUGGCUUCCACAUUCCACCUGAAGCUCUCCCCAAACCAGAUGUGACUCAGGACUCCCCCACCGCUGACGUGUCCACAGAGAGAGACCCUCACCCCAAACACAGGAGUGUGAUGGAGAGGCGGCGGGAGGGACGCUACAAAACCUUCGACUGGGCCGAGUUGAGGCCUCGGAACAAGUCCGCUCCGGAUCCACAGAGGACCAAAGCUCUGUGCUCGCUGGAAUUCGGCGACCUGGAGCGGAGGAAGAGGAGGGAGGAGAGGAGGAGGAGGUAUGAGAGCAUGCUGGGCUCCCCUCUGGGUUGGGGGGUGAUUGGAGAUGAAACGGCAGACGUCAGAGCACUGAGUCCUAAAUCGCAGCAGAAAGUCCAGGAGGAGAUCGAGGAGUGCUGGAAGCAGGUGGAGACGACGGUUUUCAGACUGGAGAGAAGCUUCCCGCUGUUUCCUAAAACUAAAGACUCUGUGGAGGUGGAGAAGCUGCUGGACAGCUACGGGGCGGGGGUGGAGGAUCUGAAGGCUCAGCUGGCCGAGUCGGAGCGUCGCAGGCUGGAGCUGGAGGCUCAGCUGAGUGCAGCAGGAGUUCAUCAGCAGCAGCUGGACCCUCCGCUCACUUCCGAAGAAGAUUUCUGCCAAUCGGACACAAAUGUAAAGCCGAUAAACGGCCACGCACAGACCCUGAAGGACGUGUGCAAAGAGAGCAGAGAGCAGAACGUUAUCAGCAUGCAGGAGCAGCUCAGCUUUGACCCACCUUCAUUAGCAUGUCUGACGCCCAGCAUCUGGCUGCAUGACACUGAGGGCAACUUCACAGAAGUGGAGGAUCUGCUUCCUGAGACGGAAGACGCACCUUUAUUAUCACCAUCACCUGCUUCAGACAGCCAACACUUAUCUUCUCAGAGUGGCGGACAAACGGAUAUAAACAUUGCAACAAUGAACCAACAGAAUCAGCAGGACCGAGACGACUGUGAGCAGGCUCCCAGCGCACAAACACAGAUAAAUAACUGUGAAUAUAGUUCCAUAAUUCUGGAGCCGCCUGCGGAGGGAGAUGACGACCCUCUGAGCUGCUGCGGAGAGCAACACAUGCAUCCAGACCCGGCGCUGGUGAGGAGGCUUUCCCAAGAGGUGGAGCUGCUCACCGGCCAGAACGAGGCUCUCGACCAGCGCAACCAGGAGAUGCUAAACCAGCUGACGGAGGCAGACCGCGAGAUAGAGCGGCUGAAAGUGGAGCUCAGCAGCAGGUACACUGAACCCCAUCACCUCCCUGAAGUGGAGCAGCUGGGACAAGUCAGGGUGGAAGAUCUGGAGAGGGAGGUGAGCUCGAGAGAGCAGCAGCUCCUGGAGGCGCAGACUUUAAUCACCUCCCUGGAGGAGAAUCUGAGGGAGAUGGAGGCUCUGCUGCAGCUGAAGGCCCCAACAGAAACAGAAGAAACGGCACAGGAGAAUAAGGGAUACCUGCUGAGAUGUUUCGAGGCCACUGAGGCCAAGCUGUCGGAGCUGGAGAGGCAGCUCGACCAAUCAGAAGUGACCUGCAGGGAGCUCCAGACGCAGAACGCCGAGCUCACGGGAGCUGAGAGAUUUUACCGUGAAACCGCUGCAGAGGCGAAGGCUGACGUCAGGAGGCUGAAUCAAGAGUUGGAGAAGAAGGAGAAGUUGAAAGAUGGAGAUGGAUGUGUUUCUGGGGAAGAAAGGAUCCGGCAAGUGAUAGACGGGAUGGUCACGAGGUUGAAAGCUUUGGAGAAAUUACUGGAGGCGAUUGAGAAGUUGGAGUUUGGUUUGAGAAAGGAGGAAGAGCCUACGGUGGAGAGUCGGUUAAAGUGGGAGGAGCAGUUUUGGAGUUUGCUGCUCGACAAACUGAAGGUGGAUCCCUCGGGGCUUAGUGAGGAGAAACCUGUGGAGGAGCUUCUGAGUGAGGUGACGGAACGUAUGAUGGUGGAGAAGCAAAUGCUGCUUUUAGGGCAUCGUCUACUUUCUGAGACGAGCACGGACGAAGGGAGGGAGCGUUUGAAAGACCUGGAUAUUAUUUGGAAUAUUGCAAGUGAGACAGAAACCAAUCAGAUGGAUGAAAGCAGGCUGUACGAGAUGGAACAUGUCAGAGGCGUCACACAGAGGAACAUCUCUUUUCUAAAGCGCCUCGCCUCUUCUGUCGGCUCCUUAGCUUACGACAAGCUCCAACUGACGGCUCGCUUCUCUCAGCAUCCCUUGUCUGGUUUCAUUCACUCUGCAGCCACUGAAGCGUUUCACUGCUGUCAGUUGAGCCGACUUCAGUCAAAAUACGAGCGGCAACUUGAGGAAACCAAACAGAAACUGCUCUCUUCUUCUCUCAUCUGCAGCAACUGUGUCCACUUGAUGGAAGACAACAGGGAGCUGAGAGCAAGAUUGUCAAACAUAGAAGAAGAACAGUCGUCGUCGUCGUCGGGCGAUAAAAUAAACGCAUGUUGCCAGACGGAAGACGCUCACCCACUGGACUCAGAUAUUGAGUUACAGGAAAGUAUUGCAGAUGACAUUGGGGAAGAAGAGGAGGAGAUGGUUGAGUGCAUGGAAAUCCCUCUUCCAUGUGGAGAAGGUCAGUUGGAUAUCCAGGAGACGGCAGAUGAAAAAGAAGUUUUAGUGCUGAGAAGACGAGUGGAGGAGCUGGAGGAGCUGCUGUCCGUCAUGGCGGACGAGAUGAAAGAAGAGCUUGAUGAGAAAAUGAUUUGUGUUCAGACGCAACAAGAGAAGGAGUUGGAAAAGAUGAAGGCCACGUGUGAGCGCGGCUUCGCCUCCAUGGAGGAAUCUCACCUGAAGGUCGUGGAGGAGCUGCAGCGUCGACAGCAACAGGAAGUGGAGCGCCUCCUGAUGGAGAGAGACAGACUGCUGGAGGAGGAGAGCGCUGCGACUGCAACGGCAAUCGAAGCCAUCAAGAACGUUUACCGGCUGGAGCUGGAGAAGGAAGUGCAGAAGAGAUGUCAGUCAGAGAACAGCACAGGAAACCAACAGCUCCAGGACGUAUGCAGACAACACGGUGAGGAGCUGGCCUCGUACCAGCGGGAGCUCGAGGUUCUGUCCCAGCAGUUCUCUCUGAAAUGUCUGGAGAACGGACAUCUUGUGCAGGCUGUGGAUGCUGAGAGGAAGGCCUUGUGUCAGUGCCAGCAGGAAAACCAGGACCUGAGGACCAGGAACCAGGAGUUGAGCGGUCACCUCGCAGCAGAGAUCACCCGGCUCUGCUCUCUGGCGAAGCAGGACGCUCUGCCGCUCAGUCGGGGGAUGGAUCAAUACGAAAUGGAGAUUACCCUGCGGGUGAAGGAGUCUGAGGUCCAGUGUCUGAAGCAGGAGAUCACAUCUCUGAGGGACGACCUGCAGUCCGCACAGAGGGACAAGUGGAACGCCACAAAGAAGUACAAAGCCGUGUACACCGAGCUGAGCAUCACGAGGGCCAAAACAGAGCGAGAGACGGACGAGCUGAGAGAGAACCUGAGACUCGCUCAUCACGCUCUGGACCAAACUUCACCCUGAAACUGUCCGUUUUUACAAUAGCAGCUUCACAUUUGUCUUCACUGUAACUUGUAGUUUCCUUCCUGUAGCUAAAACCCACAAGCUGUGUAUUUAAAACAAAAAAACAUCUUGUCUUAUUUCAUAAAUCCAAGAACUCUCAUCCACAAAGUCGCUUCUCACGCCGUGUUGAAGGUUAAUGUUGUCUAUUGUGUGUCUGGAUCAAUUAUUAACCUUUGUGACACUGAGUUUGUAUUUUACAGUUAUUCUGCUGAAUGUUCCUGUGAAAGUUUCCCCAAAAUUAGUAUAAAAAAACGGUUCUGUUGUGUGUUAUGUAUAUAUUUUAUCUGUACAGCCAUUUUGUUAUUAUAACACUUUAAUCUGACA